This is a messenger RNA of Punica granatum (pomegranate), 839 nucleotides long. Lineage: Eukaryota; Viridiplantae; Streptophyta; Magnoliopsida; Myrtales; Lythraceae. The record is from RefSeq and is a predicted model, not a curated record.
CGACAACCCCAGCACCCAGCAGAAAUCCCGCAUCCAGUGGCGUCUGUCGUCCAUUUGGUCUCACUGGUCCCGGCGAAACAAACAAACAAACAAACCCACACCCAAACACAAACAAACGACGAUGGACGUGGGUCAGAUGCAGAAGAGGCUGCUGGAUUACAUGAACUCCUUGCUCAAAGAGGGGAUUUUGGAUUCUCAGUUUGCGCAGCUUCAGCAGUUGCAAGAUGAGAGCAACCCCGAUUUCGUGGCCGAAGUGGUUAAUCUCUUCUUCACGGAUUCCGAGAAUCUCAUCAACGAUCUCUCCAACGCUCUUGGUCAGCAGAAUGUGGACUUCAAAAAAGUGGACUCCUGUGUUCACCAGUUGAAGGGCAGCAGUGCAAGCAUCGGUGCACAGAGAUUAAAGAAUACCUGCAUCAGCUUCCGCAAAUUCUGUGAUGAACAGAACCUUCAAGCAUGCCUGAUGUGUCUGCAAGAAAUGCAACAGGAGUACUUGCUGCUGAGGAGCAAGCUCGAUGUCCUUCUCCAGGUGGAGAAGCAAAUUGUGGCAGCUGGUGGGUCAAUCCCAAUCAUGGAGUUUUAGAAGAAGCAUUAAUUGUGCAGCAACCAAAAAGGGACCGACUGUUAAGAAAAUCUCUGUUGAGAAUUUUUGUCAACCAUCUAGGGGUUCAAUCUUUAUGUCUAAUGUUUAAUUUCAGUUAUGAUGGUAUCGUGUACCAGGAUUGUGCUUUUCACGGUUUGCAUGCUUGAGAGUUACUAGAUGAUUUACUUGUUCGUGCUUGAGAGUUAUUAGAUGAUUUGAUCUUCCAUAUUUUCUCUACUCGGGAUGGCCCGUUGCUGUA